Messenger RNA from Aspergillus heteromorphus CBS 117.55, 474 nucleotides. RefSeq lists its product as uncharacterized. The record is from RefSeq and is a predicted model, not a curated record. The coding region runs from base 1 to 474 and encodes 157 amino acids. NCBI's taxonomy places the organism in Eukaryota, Fungi, Ascomycota, Eurotiomycetes, Eurotiales, Aspergillaceae. The transcript is spliced from 11 exons.
AUGGCCUGGGAGCGAUACUCGGUGUUUGCUUUGCAUCAUGGCAGGACAAUUGGGCUGGUCUACAGAAAGGCCCCUGUUCAUCACCAUUAUUCCAAUCUUGCCCCAGUUCAACAUGCAAAUAACAUUGAGAGCUUCCAGCAUGGCAGAUGGAUUAUUCAUCGUUCCGAAUUAUCUUUGUGGGCAGAAGGGUUCUUUGGUGGUCAGUGGACUUCUCCGCUAGAUCAAGUGCGACUGACGCCAAGCCAUCUACUACCAGGACGGCUAGUAGUACCUUACUUUGCAAAGGUCUUUGGAGGAUACUCUCAUAUAGCCAUCUCAAGGAUUAGCAAGGCGAUAUACGGAGUCUAUACGGAGCCUGAGGCAGAUGUGGCGUGGCUAAAAGCCUGUGGCGGGUGGCUGGAGUGGAGAAACUUCAGCCCAGUUGUGAAGGACCAUUUGCGAAUAAUAAUAAGAACUUAUAAUAUAAUCUAUUAA